AUGGCCGCUUCAUCAUCGACCACUCAAAUGUUCGAGGUGCGCGUCGAUCCGGAAGUAAUGAGUCGGAAAAUACUGCACGGUUUUUUGCCACUCACGGAUGCCAGAGUAUUACUGAGGGAAGAGGGUGAUUAUCUACUCCGGCUUGUGGAUUACCAAGGGCAAUUUAUUUGUGUAUUGUCGGCACUCCACAUCGGGGAAGUGCUUACUGUAUGCGUCAGUCGCAGGGACAAAAUGUACUUCUUUGAUCCGAGUCACAAGGUUUGUUUCCAUUCGUCAGAGUCAUCGAACACGUGCUCCAUCCAUCUGUAG
Molecule: messenger RNA, 309 nt
Organism: Gongylonema pulchrum
Lineage: Eukaryota; Metazoa; Nematoda; Chromadorea; Rhabditida; Gongylonematidae
Source: the annotation of a GenBank genome assembly